GAAAUUGGAAAAACGUUUUUUCGUCGUAUGCAGUGUACAAUUAUACUCAUCGAAAGGACAUAAACAAUUAUAUACAUUUGAUUGUUUCACUCUAUGGAGUAAAGCACAACUUGACAAAAUGUUGAACAUUUAAGGCAACUAUUCAUUUUCAUUUUUACAUGAGGGACUUCAUGCCAUUUCAGCAAAAGAUGUAUCUGAAGAGCCAUUAGGAGAAGCCUAAUUGAGCGUUAAGUCUGUAAAUACAAAGCAAAGACCUGGCUUGCAAUUUAUUUCGACAGGCGAAAUUCAAGAUAUAGCAAAACUACUUCAAAUAACUGUAAAGGGAAAAUGAAUAUCCGUACAAUUACUGUUCAAUUCCGAUAAACACGCAGACGUUUGUAAUGCCAUGUUUUGAAUCAGGCAAUGCGGCGGUCAGCUUAGUGCGUGGACCCUUCCGGCUGGCGGUCUCUCGUAAAGAAAAAGCUCCACUCGACAGAUCGACGGCGGUGCUUGUGUUGCAUUUAUAGUUGAAACAAUGGCUGAGAAUGAUGUGGACAAUGAGCUCCUGGAUUAUGAAGAUGAUGAAGUAGAGAAUGCAGCCACUGGUGAUGUCACUGACCUACCAGCUAAAAAGGAUGUAAAGGGUUCAUAUGUGUCCAUUCACAGUUCAGGUUUCAGGGAUUUCCUUCUCAAACCUGAACUGCUUCGAGCUAUUGUAGACUGUGGUUUUGAGCAUCCAUCAGAAGUACAGCAUGAAUGCAUUCCUCAGGCCAUUCUAGGCAUGGAUGUUUUAUGCCAAGCAAAGUCAGGAAUGGGCAAAACUGCUGUAUUUGUCCUAGCCACUUUGCAGCAACUUGAACCAGUGACUGGGCAGGUUUCUGUGCUGGUAAUGUGUCACACCAGGGAACUUGCCUUCCAGAUUAGCAAAGAAUACGAGCGAUUUUCAAAGUACAUGCCAACUGUCAAGGUGGCAGUGUUCUUUGGAGGCAUGUCCAUAAAGAAGGAUGAGGAGGUUUUGAAAAAGAACUGCCCACAUAUUGUUGUUGGCACCCCUGGACGAAUUCUAGCACUUGCAAGAAACAAGAGCCUUAACUUAAAACAUAUCAAACAUUUUAUCUUGGAUGAGUGUGACAAGAUGCUAGAACAGCUGGACAUGCGUCGAGAUGUCCAGGAGAUCUUUCGCAUGACCCCCCAUGAGAAACAAGUCAUGAUGUUCAGUGCUACCUUGAGCAAGGAGAUACGACCUGUGUGCCGCAAGUUUAUGCAAGACCCUAUGGAGAUUUUUGUGGAUGAUGAGACUAAACUGACUCUACAUGGACUUCAGCAGUACUAUGUGAAAUUGAAGGACAACGAAAAGAACCGCAAACUGUUUGACCUUCUUGAUGUAUUAGAGUUCAAUCAAGUUGUCAUCUUUGUGAAGUCUGUCCAGAGAUGUGUGGCUCUAGCACAGCUGCUGGUGGAACAAAAUUUCCCUGCAAUAGCUAUCCACAGAGGAAUGCCCCAGGAGGAGAGGCUGGCUCGCUACCAGCAGUUCAAGGAUUUUCAGCGUCGUAUCUUGGUGGCCACUAACCUUUUUGGUAGAGGGAUGGAUAUCGAGAGAGUUAAUAUUGCCUUUAAUUAUGACAUGCCUGAAGACUCUGAUACUUAUCUUCAUAGGGUCGCACGCGCUGGUCGAUUUGGCACUAAGGGCCUAGCUAUCACGUUUGUGUCAGAUGAAAAUGAUGCAAAGAUCCUCAAUGAUGUUCAGGACCGGUUUGAAGUUAACAUAAGUGAACUUCCUGAUGAGAUUGAUAUUGCAUCUUACAUUGAACCAACAAGAUAAAUGACUGACACACUUUGGAGAAAAGAAGACUGAUGUUCUCAGUCAUCCCAGGGCUAGUCUCUCCAGAAGGAGCAAGACUGUGUACAUAAUCCAUUUAUUUUAUGUGGAAAGCUGUUAAAAUAUUCCAAACCUUUUUACAUUAGUACAUUUUUUUUAUGUCUGUUUUGUUUUCUUUCUUUUUUUUUUAAACCCUUUUGAAGUUGUCUAUGUAUGUUUGUGCAUGACAGGCUGCAGAAAGCCUCUUUUACAGUAAUCAAGAAUAUACCAGUGUUUACUAAUUUGUUCUGUGGUUGUUUGAAUAAACCCAGUUAGACUUGAAAAUGAAACUUGUCUUUCUUUUUGUUUAAAGUUUUUUUUUUGUUUGUUUUUAUAUAUCAGUAGGUAGUAUUAUAGUUGAAACAUUUAAAUAUAAAUUGAUAUUUUUUUCACCUACAAUAAAGCAACUUUCCCAUCUAUGUAAGUUUGUCAUUGUAAAGUACAUUUCUCCACCUUGUUUAAAUGUACAGUUAAUAAUUUUUUGCACCAAUGAUAAUUGACCAAUAGAAACACAAUGAUAGACAUGUUUGUAAAUAGUUUCUUUAUAUAAAAAAAGAUGAUGUCCCAGUCCCUUGUUUUUCCCAUAAGAAAGUAAGUGAGUGAUCUUUGCACAUUAUGGGUGUGAUUAAACAUAAUAUAUAUCAACA
This is a messenger RNA of Polypterus senegalus (gray bichir), 2484 nucleotides long. It is a transcript of the gene ddx39b, whose product is annotated as DEAD (Asp-Glu-Ala-Asp) box polypeptide 39B. The record is from RefSeq and is a predicted model, not a curated record. Lineage: Eukaryota; Metazoa; Chordata; Cladistia; Polypteriformes; Polypteridae. Gene Ontology annotation, molecular function: ATP binding; RNA helicase activity; RNA binding. Bases 515 to 1801 code for a protein of 428 amino acids. Gene Ontology annotation, biological process: mRNA splicing, via spliceosome; mRNA export from nucleus. The transcript is spliced from 11 exons.